AACUCCCCCCAGUCUAUCGUGGACAGCCAUCGAGUGCAGUAACGGUUAUAAUCUUUAAGAAACUCUCCUAUUUUCACCCCAGUACAUCACCAAAGUAUAUCCCCAAGUACAUCUCCAUCAGAGAUAUAAGGAGGAUUUUUCCUUAUAAAGUUACUCAACAGUGUUUGAACAAAUUGUGUAUUAAACAUUCUAAGAAACUAUAACUAGUACAUCACCGGUUUAAUUGUUAAAUAUCUGUGUAAACCCUCGACUUUGGUGGCGCGUGGCCCCAAUAAACUUUUAUAGAAAAGUUAACAGUGAGUGUAAUUUUCACCCGGGUCAAUCCUUCCAGAUCCUUUACCUGAUUUCCACCGACAUCCACCCUAAAGAUUAGAAACUCCCCAAACAUUGGUCCUUCGAGCCGGAUAGACGGCGAACAAUUAAUUAUCAAGUGAACACUCCCCAAUAAUUUGUGAAGCGAAGUGAAAAAGCCUUACAAUGGCAAAUCAACAGUGAAAUUCCUCAAGUGAUCGGGAAGAUUCGAAAGUGUUCGAGCGUCUUCGCAGAGACCCAACACUUGGGCCGAAUAGUUCGCACAACAGGUGGCGAUCGCAGCGGCACGGUCGAUAACCAACCGACAUCAGACGUUCAACUGUCGGUAACUAAUCGAGAUUUAUCGACUAGUCGAUAACUGAGUACAUCAUCAUGAGCGACCUCAAUGAACCCACUGACAGCUCAACCCUCACGCCAAAGGAUAUUCAACAGGAGUCGUGCUCCUGGGCUGAUGCAUCGGAAGAAAUCAAAUUAACGGUGGUUGAUGAGUCCCUCAACGUAGAACCAACCCCGACAAGGUCAAUUAAAGUGAGACAUUCAGAAAUACGAGCCUCCGAUCAGGACAUCACCGCACCUCAACGCAGCAAACUUCGGUUGCUGAAGUACAAGGCUCAAGUUAUCAGAGAGGUUUAUCGGGGGAACUGUCUCGUAUACACGAGACGCAGGCCCCGUAUACCAUCGAGGAAUUGGAAAGCCAGCGGGAUAUUGUUGAGUCUGAGUGGGCAGAACUCAACAAAAUUAACGAUCAGUUAAUUGAUUCUCUGCCCGAAGAUCACGAGCAUCAUCAGGGCAAGGAUUACGACGAGGCAUCCCGCUAUAAACGAGGUUGUUUAACCUUAAUGGGACAAAUUAGAGGCCAGAUCAUCAACAUUAGGGAUGCAGCCAGAGCUCAAGAUUCAACGUACGCCCAUCAACUAGGGACUCUGAAAAUUAAACCUUUUGACGGAAAGAGAGAGGAGUGGAGGGACUUCAGUGAGUCAUUCCUGACGAUGGUAGGGAAUGAUGACACCAUCCCCCCAGUAAAGAAACUCAUGUGGCUGAAGACGUUCCUGAAAGGACUACCAGCCGAGCUCCUCGCUACAUUUAACACGCAGCCAGCAAGCUACGAGAAGGCGUGGCAGAAACUAGUCAGGAGAUACGAGGAUCCCAGGUUAGUGGCUCAGACAUUAUUCAACAAGGUAUUAGAUUUACAGCAGAUCAACAAGCCCACUGCCGAAAGCCUCGGAUCCAGAGCCUCAGCAGUGGUCGAGACCCUCGACCAACUGAAGGAUGUGCCAGGACUCGCCUCAGAGAAUAUCACUGAGCAACGCUUCGCCCACAUACUGAGAAGAUCACUGGAUGUGGACACGCUCAAACAGUGGGAAGUCAAGUUGGGAACUUCCAAGGAUUUUCCAGGUCUACAGGAGUUUGUAGACUUCCUUGAGACUUAUGGGAGAGCUCUCCACGCAGGGGCCAGUCUCAAGGAAUAUCAUGAGAGUGGUCCAGCAAAUAAGAAGCUCAUCACAAAAUUAAAAAGUGGAUACACAGUCACUCAACAGCAGGACAUCCAUUCAACAGAGAAGCUACUCCCCAAGACGAACUGUGCGUACUGUAAGGACAGGCACUUCAUCGCAGCUUGUCCAUUGUUUAAGACACUCAUCCCACUGAAGAGGAACGAGUUCGUCGUUAACAAGGAGCUGUGCUUCAGGUGUUUGGGUCCCCAUCAAAAGCCAAAGUGCAAGUCAACCAAAACGUGUCACGAGUGCAAUCGAGACCACCACACACUCAUCCACAACGGGAGCUCGUGGACAACGGCGCCAUCGAUUGGAGGGGGAUUCCGAGCAACGGAGACAGCAGAUGAAAGACCAAAGCCAGGCACGUCAACUAGAUUCAGUACAUCAUCAGCAUCAUCAGAGAUCAUCAAUCAGAGGAUCAAUGAGAGGUCAACAGAAAUCUACACAGUACAUCAUCCAGAAGAAGACCAACAAGCGGUAUUACUCGCCACCGCAAGACUAAGAGCACAUUCACCUAGAGGAUUCAUGGUGAAAGCAAGAGCGCUAAUUGAUCAAGGAUCAGAGCUAUCCUUCAUCACUGAUCAAUUAGCACAUCAACUGCAACUCAAGAGAAGGCCAUCAUCAACAGAAUUAAUAGGAAGUGGCGGACUCAAUUCAGGCAUCACUCAGGGCGCAGUGACUGUCAUUCUUCAAUCAACUCAGGGGCAGAGGCACAUCACAAUCAGCGCCCACAUAUUGAAGAAAUUGACGACUACACUGCCAUCAUUCUCAUGUACACUAGUGGACAUCGGCUCAUUAGAGAAUCUUCACCUAGCCGAUCCUCAAUAUCUCAGACCUGGACCGACCGACAUCAUCAUAGGAGCAGAUUAUUAUGGGCAGAUUAUCGAGAGUCAAAUCAUCAAGUCUAGACGAACAGCAGUAGUUGGCCAACGCACAGCAUUUGGUUGGAUAUUAUCAGGACCAGUCAAAUGCACAAGUUGUUCAACGAAGAUUUCUUUAUCUGCAGUAAAGGAAUCCACCAAUGAACAACUACUAGAGCUUCUCCAGAAAUUUUGGGUUCAGGAAGAAUUGCCAAUUCAUCAUCAACAUUCAGAGCUGUCAAUAGAGGAACUCGAGUGCGAGAAGCACUUUCAAGAAACCCAUCGCAGAGACGAAUCCGGACGCUACAUAGUGAGACUUCCAUUGAGGACGUCAUCAUCAGCGCUCGGCAAUUAAAAAAAAAAGGC
Diachasmimorpha longicaudata is the source of this 3031-nucleotide messenger RNA. RefSeq lists its product as uncharacterized. The transcript is spliced from 2 exons. Lineage: Eukaryota; Metazoa; Arthropoda; Insecta; Hymenoptera; Braconidae. The coding region runs from base 1152 to 3020 and encodes 622 amino acids. The record is from RefSeq and is a predicted model, not a curated record.